AUGCAUUUGGUCUUAAUUGAGAUUAUUAGCUACAGAGACGAAGAUAAGGAGAUAGAAAAAGAGAAAGCAGGCGGGAGUGGCGGUUCAUCUUCUGGCACAAUUAGUGAGGGUGAUGAUCUUGGAGAAGUAGUUGUACCGUCAACACCUAAAUCGAAAAUGAAGAAGGAAGUAGAUGAAAAAGUUUCUAAAGAUGAUGAAAACGUUAUGCAGACGCCACUUAGUAAACUCAAUCGAAUUCCAACACGUAAAAAUGAAAAGCUGGCAGCGCUGUUAGAGAAAAGUUUGAAGGCUCAAUCUCAGCAGCGACAGCAGUCGCGAAAAAAAAGCAAUCUUCCAGCAAUGCGUGGAAAAACACAGCCCAGAAAAUCACGCAUUUCACUGCCACAAUCAUCAUCUGUCUCCAGUCCUGCCAGUGUUCCACGAACACGUUCUGCACGUGUAAAUUUAAACGAACGUUUCGCUUUGAUGGAUCGAUUAAAUGAGGAAAGUAAUGCAUGUGCUGCUACUACGUCACCUGCUGCAUCUCAGAUUACGACCAAAGAAGUAUCAUUGGACAAAAGUAUCGUUGAGCGGUAUCGCAAACGCAUCGAAGCUGUCCGUCAGUCGGCACGUAAAAGUGAUAAAAAUGAGGUAUUUUAUGGUCGCUGCACAUCACGUCGUAACUUGUUCGAUGAUAGUAUUGACGAGGAAGACAAUGAAGGAAUAUCGUUACGUUCUACAGCUUGUAUUCAGAAGAACCGCAGCGGACGAUCAGUACAAACUAGCCAAAAAGUAUACAUGGCACAUGCAUUGCUUAAUGUUUACAACACAGAUCCUUUGAAUCCACCGAAAUUACCAAAGGAUGCUCCAUUCAAAUUGCAUCGUCUUAUUCGUCCGGCAUCGAAAUCAGAUAAAAAGAGGCUGUUCAAGCUCAGGCUUCGAAUAGCUCGCGAAAAGUCAGGAUCAUCAUCUUCAUUGGUUAAACGUAGCAUAUCGUGUGAGACUCUUGAAACUGCGAGUUCAAAGAAUAUGAGAACAAAAUCCGAAAUAGUGGAAGAAAAUUUAUCAAACAGAAGUGAGAAGUUUGAAGGCAUUGAAAAGGAAAGAAUAUUAAAAAGUAACAGUUUCGAAAAAAAAGAGGAGCUUUUUAGAGAUCCAAAUGUAAGAAAAUUAUCUAGGAAGUCAAGUGCGACAUCGAGAAAUAUUGAGACAGAUUCUGAAUCUUCCAUCCAACCAUUGAGGAAAAAUUCUAGUAAAAGAAAAAAGUCAUCCCAAAGUCAUCACUGUAAAGUGUCAUUCUGCGAAUCGAAAACUCCAGAUGACAGUGGAUUAAUUGUAAGUGAGAAAUCGUCAAAAAUUUUCAGUGAAGCGAUAGAUAAUGUUUCCGAAACAGUUCCGAAUCCAUGUAUUAAUUCCGUUUUUGAGGAAUCUGUGUCUACAGAUAUUAUAGAGGGGAAGAUGAGAAAGGCGAGUCCCGAAGUUACGAUGGAUAAAAUAGAAAACGCAGGUGAAAGACUAGAAAUUUUGAGUGAAGUAUCCUGUCAGAUGAAAGAAAAACAAGAAGAAAUGGACGUGUCAUAA
Molecule: messenger RNA, 1560 nt
Organism: Cercopithifilaria johnstoni
Lineage: Eukaryota; Metazoa; Nematoda; Chromadorea; Rhabditida; Onchocercidae
Source: the annotation of a GenBank genome assembly